Polypterus senegalus (gray bichir) is the source of this 3165-nucleotide messenger RNA. RefSeq names its product APC membrane recruitment protein 2 (gene amer2). Gene Ontology annotation, molecular function: phosphatidylinositol-4,5-bisphosphate binding; beta-catenin binding. The transcript has a single exon. NCBI's taxonomy places the organism in Eukaryota, Metazoa, Chordata, Cladistia, Polypteriformes, Polypteridae. Gene Ontology annotation, biological process: regulation of canonical Wnt signaling pathway. The coding region runs from base 201 to 2303 and encodes 700 amino acids. The record is from RefSeq and is a predicted model, not a curated record. Gene Ontology annotation, cellular component: plasma membrane.
UGCUCUUCGGCAGACAGAUUAGGAUCAAACUGCUUUAUCCACGUCCUCAGUAAUGAAGUGGUUAACCUAGAAAUCUAUUAGGAAAAAAGGGACCCUUUUAUAUCUCCCUCUGCUGUUGUGGCUCAGGUUGAUUUAGCAUGGAUGACAGUGGACUGGCUCUCGUCCAUAGCUGACGAAAGCUGCUUAUCCCUCUGGUUGUCAUGGAGACUAGCAGGCGCAGCAGCGAGGCUGCCAGUGAGAAAGCCAGCAUCAGGCUUCUGCGGGGGUCUGCAGAAGAAAAACAAGCAGGAGCAGCAACCGCGGCAGACAUGGACUUGCAUUGUGAGUGCAGUGAGCCUCCGCUCACGGAGCCUCCGCCUUCAGGAAAGAUUAACAAGGCUGCUUUUAAAUUGUUCCGAAAGAGGAAAGCAGGCAGCACUGUCCCCAGUAUCUUUGGAAUGAAGAGCAAAGGGGAAACCAAAAGCUCCGGCAAAGCGGGGCUUGUGAGAAGCAGGACCCACGAUGGAUUAGCUGAGGCCGUCUUGGAGGGCAGCAGAAAAGAGGAAUCUUCCAGUAACGAUCACCUGAAUAUCACUUUGUGUGCAAAGGCUGUCAGUGGACCCGUGGAGGCAGCUGGAGGCCCGGUGAGUAAGUCGCUCAGCUUCUUUUCCAUUCUAAAAAAGAAUGGCAAAGCUGAAAGCAGCAGAGGGGAAAACGCAGAGCCUAAGGCGAGCUCUAAACAAAAGAAAGGACUAAAGGGACUCCUUAACAAUAUGCGCUGGCACAAAAAAGAGAAAAAUUCCAAAGAGGAAAGGGGGGAAGCAUCUGAUCCUCCUCUUGAUGCCCCCUGCCCAGUUUCCUUGACUUCUAGCCUGGAAUUUAUUAAGGAAGAAGUGCAGCAAGUGCCCGAGUCAGAGCCUGAGCUCAACACAAACAAGGAUGUGGAAGACGCAGUAUUGAUAGUACCGAGUGAGGAGCCACAAGCCGCCUCAACAGGGGACGCAACUGAGAAAACUGCGGAAUCCGAGGGUAUUCUUCCGGAUCUGUACAAGGAUGCAGAUGAGCAAGAGGGAGGGGAUGUGGCUGAAAGUGAGGAAGAGAGUCAAGGGCAAGUGGAAGCCUCCAAAGUUGCCAGACCAGAAGUUGAGGAUCUGCCAGAAGUUAUUACCAGCCAACUUUCAGAGGUGAGUUUGAUGCCUAACCCACAGUGCAGUGGUAGCAGUUCUCCAGAGAUUGUCCCGUGCUCUCCUGUACCUACCACUACUAUUACACCUCCUGAACUUUCAGGUAUCGAUCCCCCAGCUGAGCAAUGCAUUGAUCGCAUUUGCUCCAUGUUCACCGAUGUUACCUCUCUGAAGAGCUUUGACUCCUUGACUGGCUGUGGAGAUAUUAUAGCAGAUCAUGAAGAGGAGGCAGGAAGUGGGAAUGGCAUUAGCAACAGUGGGGCCUCCCUGGAGAAGGCCUUACAUCUAAAAAGUAAAGUGAAAUUCCCUCCCAAGAAGACCCAGAGCAGUGGUGUUGUGACCUACCAAGGUGGAGGUGAAGAAAUGGCUACUCCAGAUGAAGCUGAUGAAGCGGAUCUACAAAGAUUUUGGGAUAUCCUGCCACAAAGUAAGGAACGAGUGAAUGAGAUGAAGAAGGAGGGUACCCCAGAGGUCCAAAGCAAGAUACGUGAAAAAGAAAAAAGUGAAAAGAGUGUAGAGGGGGCAGCGAACAGUAGCGUCAUGAAAUCCUUGGGCCUCAGCAAAAUACCAAUCAGCGGUAACAGCCGCGUUAGUAAAACACAUAAAGAUGGGGAGCGAAACAAAGAGAGGGACAUGCAGGAGUGUGUCCCGAAUAGCGAUGAAGGCUACUGGGACUCCACGACUCCUGGACCAGAAGAUGAAAGUGGCAGCAGUAGAUUUGUACCUAAGGAUAGCCUGCCAAGAGACAGCUACAGUGGGGAUGCUUUGUUUGAUCUCUAUGGUGACCCAGAUGAAAGUCUUCCCGGAGUUGUUUCCGAUGAGGACGUGACAAGCACGUCUAUGUCAGGGCCUAAGCUAACACCAUCUUCUGAAAGUACAUUUCGCUCCCUAAAGGGAAGCACAAGCCUACCCAGAGACUCAAAGAUUCCUGUGAGCGUCAAACAAAUACCUUCUCAUUCUGCAAGUCAGGGAGCUCUAGCCCCUAACCUCACUUCGACAGGGCAUCACCAAGCAGCAAAAAGCGACCAACCAAGGACGAAGAUCCCUGUGGCCAGGGUUUUAGUGAAGAGGACCAGCAAUAAGCCUUCGGCAAGCUUAAUAGCAAAGCACGCGGCCUACCAUGACCACUUUAAAAAGUGACCAGAAAUGGUGGACAAGAUAGAGAGGGCGAAAAAUAGCAUCCAGUGCGAAAAAAGGUAAGAUGCUAAAAAACAAACUUCCGUCCAGAAACCGGUUCAACUCCAAGGAAUACAUUUUCUCUUAACCAUGAGACUGUUUCCGUGGCACGGAGGUGAUUAGAAAGCGGGGAGCUGCACAGCUCAGCAUGGAGUACUACUUUCACAUGCCUUUGCAAAUGCUAAACAGUAACAACAAAAGAACAUAAGCUGAAGUGCCAAGAAUCUCCCGUCCUAAAAACAACUGCAAAAAAUUUUAAAGCACAAAAUAUCUGAUUCUGUCUUAAAAAAUCCAGCACUGUAAACUGACAAUUAUUUAGCUCUGUGGCCAUAUGCAUAUGGGAACAGUGCUUCAGAUCUUUCAGGUUCUCAUUUUAACAGAACAGAAUAAAACAAACAAAAAAAAAAAAAAUCCUGCAAAACUGUGGAAAAAAAAAAUAAAUAAAGUGCUGAGCUACAUGAAGACAACGUCAAAGGUGAGGGGGAAAUCUUCUCAUUGUAGAUGGAAAGGAAAGCUUGCGGAUUUACAAACGGAAACUAGAUUCAAUUCAGGGGUCAGCCAGGAAGAGGCUCUCCGACAAACUCCCACAUUUACUACGAUUGUAACAAGCUUCAGGGAACAUUAGACUCAGAACUCCUGGGAUUUGCUACCAUGACACGUUUUUGAUCUUUAAUAUGGAAUUUGUACAAUAACAGCAGCAGCAAAAAAGACAAGCAAGUCUUUUUUUUUUUUUCCUUUUUCUACUGGAUACACUUAGGUACACCUUUCAAAUCAGGGGAUUGCGCUUUCUCGUAACACUUGAGUGGAUCACCCACUGAUCACAGGA